Molecule: messenger RNA, 3688 nt
Organism: Astrephomene gubernaculifera
Lineage: Eukaryota; Viridiplantae; Chlorophyta; Chlorophyceae; Chlamydomonadales; Astrephomenaceae
Source: the annotation of a GenBank genome assembly
AGACAGCAAAGCACAAAGCACGAACAUCGUUAUAAGAGUUGAAGGGACUAAUGUAGGUUCGGCAAUAAGCUUGCACCCUAUUCAUUUCAACGAUACCCUCGUAUAAAGCAAAUAUAAUUGCAACUAGAAAAGUACGUUUACCACUAGCACAUACACACCAGGAGGCCACGCACUUGGCCCUGGCCAAGGGUUCCGGCCAUUGCGCACUUCUCAUUGCGACUCUCGGCGCCUUUCAUGAGCUCCUCUGGAUCUGUUCCAUGCUAUGUUCAGCGCCGCGUUACCCAAUCGACUGCCAGGAUAAGCCCCAUAUAUGGCACCCGCACCAGCAGCGGCAUGCGCGCCGGGGUUGCGACUGCUUUGCCUGCCGCUCUCCUCUGCCACCCCGUUGAUGGGGCCUUACGGAUGGAUGCAAUGCCAUCCGAUGUGAGCCCUGCCUCGUUCUCACUCGCAUUGGACGAGCUCCAACGGCUGCAAGACACCCCACUGGCGGCGCCGCGCACCUAUCUUCCCGUCAACCACCGCCGUAACCAACGCGUAGCGCAUUCAGAGGGCGGCAUCAAUGAGGAACACUGCUGUCCUUGCCUCCGUCAGCGCCAGCAGCAACAGGAGGAACAUAUCUCACAUAACGGCACAUGGCCACUACCAUCACCAGCUGCUUCUGAAGGAGGAGCAGUAAUGGCACCAGCACUGCAACCGACGUUGCCGACCAACGGUAAAGUGAAGCCGGAAGCCGCGGCGGCAACGACGGCUGCCGCUGCCGCUACUGCUCUGUCGGCCUCAUCGGGGUACCUCGCCACUCGUUACGGCCCCGGUCAUCAACCACGUCACCACCAUCCGACCGGCAGUACUGUACGGCAACCGUCGCUGUCGCCACCGGCGCCGUCCCCACUGCCAGCGUCGCCCUCGCCGUCAUCGCAAUCACCACUACCCCAGCAAAUCUCACCUUCCUCCUCCAUCUUUACAUACGCAAACAACCAUGAGCAAGCCUGGAAGGGGUGUGACGUCGCCUCCCUGUUCCCUUCCUCCUCCUCCUCCACAUCGUCUUCCCCUUUCGUAAAUCUAACAAACCUGCGGCGGCUUCCCUCGGCUCAGCUGGGCACGCUGCUGCAGGCGUGUGCGGCUGCAGGCGUGUCACUGCGGCUGUCAGCGUUGCAGUCGUACCUAGAUGAGGUGUCACGUAGGGCUGCAGCAACAGCCGUUGCUGCAUCGGCCCCCGUAUCUCACCUGGCGACGGGCACUACAACUGCUACUGCUGCUGCUGCUGGCGGUGCUGGCGGUGCUGUUGUCGUUCGUAGGGGUGGUGAAGGGAAUGCGGUGACGGUGGAUCUCCUAACCGCCAAUGACCUUGUAGCCGCCCUGGAGGGUCUUGCACGCUACAAUUUCCAGGAUUUGUUUCGCCAACCAUCACAGCUUCAGCCUCAGAAUCAACACCGCCAUCAGCGGCAGCAGCAGCAGCAUAACUUCAACCCGGAAUCGGCGUGGGCUGCGCCCAUCCUAAACUCGUUUCUCAUUACAGCAAUAGCGGCGAGCUCCGCUGACGCCCCUCCUGCCAGUCGCCGCCUCGUUGGGCCAGCUGUCGCCGCCGGCAGCAGCAGCAAUGGCGAGGGAGGUGGCGGAAGCAUGAACACCACCGCCACUCCCGGCUCCGCCCAAGUAGCUGCUGCAGUUACCAACAGCAGCAGCAGCAGAGGUCGCAAGGCCAAUGAUGACGGCGAUAACGACGACAUUAACCACUGCGCGGAAGUACGAAUGGACGGCAAGGUGCCAAGUAGCGGUAGCAGCAGCUGCACUGAUAGCACUGAUAGGCCGCCACUGGGAGCGACGUUAGACGUUGACCGUGUCGUACAGUUGCCCGGAUUGCUCGUCCAAUUAGGCGUACGGCCGCCGCUGUCGUGGCUUCAGGACUUCCUCGUACAUUGUACGACGCCCGUCGUACGGCAAAUGAGUGGAAGCCAGGUGCUACAGCUCCUGCCGGCUGUAGCGGAGCUUCUGCUGGCAGCUAAGCAGCAGCAACAGCAACCGUUGGGGAAGCCGUUGUCAUGGAAACAUGUACCUGACGUCGGAGUCUGGUGGGAUGCUUUGAUGGAUGCCUGGCCUCCGUCAUCCAGCAGCGGUUUCCCGGGCGGCGUCGCAGAUGAGUUAGUCGGCAAUGAGGUAGCGAACAAAGCAGCAGCGGCAGGAGCCGUACAACCGUCAACGGAUUCCGUUACGAAGCUCGAGGUCCAAUGUGCCGUACUGUACUACGCGGCCCAGUGCGAUGUUUCAGCGACCCAACUGAAAAGUGAAGGUAGCGGUGAAGGUAGCAGUGGCAGUUACGAAACCUUUCGCGCCGGACAACGACGGCAACAGAUGAACCCAGCCAAACCAACGAUGCCAUUGACGACGCGUCUGUGGUACUGGGCAGAGGCGGUUUUGUACGAUAUCGCGGCAGCGUUGGCGCUAUUCCCAACGCCCUCACAGCCCAUGCAAUUGAUACAGCAGUGCCGGAGUAGCCGUAGCGGCAACAGCAGUGGUAGCGGCGAGGUCAGUGAGGCGCCGUCGCCUCCUUUCCAGUCGUCGCCGCCGCCGCCGGCGACGGCUGUUGCAAUGGCGUUGGCGGCGCUGCCGGACGUGAUGCCUUCGGGAGUGGCAGUCGCCUGGGUUUCGGAUCCGAAAGGUAGCGGCCCUCUGGUGCUGCCGGUGUUGCUGGAUGCGGUGGAGGCCGCAGCAGCAGCGGGGGCGGGAGGAGGAGGAGGGGGGCUGCAGCAGCUGCCACCGGGGCUAUUAGUGGAGCUGUUGGCAGGGCUCACACGCGCCGGACUACACCCCGGCACCUGCUUCCUGCGCCGCCACGCACUGGUGCUGAAGCGGCGCAGCAGCGAGCUGAGUCCGCGACUGCUGCUGCGGGCGGGGCAGCUGUACAGUCGGUUGGGCCUGGCGCCCUCAGUGGGGCUACGGUCGGUGCUGCGAGGUGCACGGGAGGCGUUACGUCGGGAGGCUGUACGACAGGAUCGGGCGUUACGCCGGCAGCAGCGGCGGAGCGGCAGCAGCAGCAUUAGCGAUGGCAGCAGCAGCAACCUAUGGCAGCAGCACCGGAAGCCGCGACAGCAGCAGCGGCAAUGGCAGCAGUAGAAACACCGGCCACGGCGGUUGUCGUACCUGUGUGCUCGGAUCGUAUUUGCAUGCAGGGAGAUUAUCCUUGAAGACCUAGACUGGGGUAGACGUUAUGGUGACUGACAUGACAAAGACUGGCAAAUGCAACUGGAUCGGAUCGGCGGCAGGAGCAGAACGCAGUAAGAGUGACAGAGUGGCAGUAGGAGUGGCAGUAGCCGUAGCAGUGUUAAGUGAGGGUGCGAGGCAGCUAGGCAGCAGUAGCAGAGGUGGCAGGAGACAUGGAGCAGGGCUUGCAGUAGCUGGGACAUAUUGCCGGCAAUAACAUUAAGAGAUGCAGGUAAUAGCGGUAGAAGAGCCGUAGUGUUGGAGACAGUCGCGGCAGUAGCACUUGCAUUGUGCGGCGAUCGUCAAGAUGGCGGCAUUGGGUUUGUAAGACACGUGCGGUGUAGGGUUGGGUUCAUCACCCCUGUUCCCUUUUAGGGAACCAUGGUAACGGGCAUUCAUUUGUGCCAGUCGCCAUGUCAGCGGCAGUUACGGAUGGGUAGCAGCACCUAGAGGGGCAGCUACGGGAGAGAGGCAGGAUGUAACAACAGGG